CAAUGAGAGAAACAAACCAUGAACCAUCAUCAUUCAUCAUCAUUUUCUACAGAUUUGGUCACAUCACUAUCCUAAUUUGCAUGUUUUGGGUGCAACUAAAAAACUUGAAGGAAGUGAUGAAAAAAAGAAGCAACUCACAGAGCAACUACAAUUUUCUGACUGAUCUGACCGACACAGAUGGAGUAAAGUGUCAGACGCUGCUCUUCUGGAGUUCAACAACUUUUCUGCAUCAGGUUCAAAACCAGAAUGAAAAUCCUUCUUAUUCUCUUCUUCUGGUUCUGGUCAGAUCCAGCUGUGCUCGUCAAGGCAAAGCCCAAUAUUUGGUCAGCAGCUGAAGGAGGAAAUGCUUCACUUAACUGCCACUUAACUUUGUCUGGAAGCACAAAGUUUUUCUGUAAGGAAAAAUGCGAGAGAGCAGAAGAUAUCCUCAUUAAAACAGAUGGAAGCACAGCUCAGAGUGGCAGAUUUAGCAUUAAAUAUAAAGAUGGAUCUCCAGGAAGAGGAAUUGUGUCCGUGACCUUUACACAUAUGAUCUACUCUGACUCAGGAAAGUACAGGUGUGCUUUGGGAAGACCUUCUUUUCCAGAUUCAUACGCAGAGUUUGAGGUCAGAGUUUCAAAUGAUCUGGAUAAAAAUGUUGGUUUUUAUCGCACACAAACUGAGGGAGAAGCAGUCAUAUUGGUAUGUUCCAACAACACAUAUGGACACAGGAAGUUCUUCUGUAAGAAUCAGUGUAAGAAUGAAGGGGAGAUCCUCAUUGACACAACUAAUGAUAAAGCUGAGAGUGGCAGAUACAGCAUUGAAUACAGACCAGGAUCUGUGUUUGGACUGUAUGCAACCAUCACACAGCUGACCAAGUCAGACACAGGAGGGUACAUAUGUGGUUAUGGAAACCCUCUGUCUCCAGAUUCAUACCACAGUGACAAUGUUGUUGUCAUUGAUGCUUCAAACCCACCUACCACAACAACAACAACAACAACAACAACAACAACAACAACAACAACGAGUCAGAGUUUCACUGCAGGAGUCUCUGCACCUUCAUCAAAUUGUCCUGAGUCCUUCUUUCCUCUGGGUGUUUGCGUGUCAUUGGUUGGUGUUUUGCUGAUGGCUGUUUUCUUCCUGCUCCACUACAUUUGUAAGACAAGGAGGAACACUGCACUGAAGACAAGUGAAAAUGCAGAUGACAAAAAAAUGGAGGUCACAUAUGAGAACUGGACUCCAAUCUCCAAAGCUGAAAAGUCCAGGACAAAAACCUACUCUUCAUCAUUAAACACGGGAGUCUAAAAAUUAAACACUGAUAGAAAAUCGUCUGACACCCUCCAAAUUUUCAGUAUGUUGGCAAAGGCAUCAUUCUUCAAUUUAGAUCUGCAUCUUUCCUCCAUGAACACCUCCCUCCCUCUAUAUUUGCACUGCCUCAUCUCUGAACCGAGCUCCUUCAUCUAUCGUGCAUUUAGCAUCACCACCAUCUUCCUCGUCCUCCCCAUCUGCAUCCUCAUCCUCCAACAUGGUCUCCAAGAAUGGAGGAAAAAAGGCUCCACCUUCAUGGAAGUAACACUGAGUCACUCUGACUGCUUCACCUACAACAUCAUCAUCAUGGACCUUUUUGCUGUCUUUGGGUCUAUCUUCGGCUUACGUAGUAUCAUCGUUAAUAAUUUAAACAUGUUA
Oreochromis niloticus (Nile tilapia) is the source of this 1665-nucleotide messenger RNA. RefSeq names its product polymeric immunoglobulin receptor. Gene Ontology annotation, molecular function: transmembrane signaling receptor activity. NCBI's taxonomy places the organism in Eukaryota, Metazoa, Chordata, Actinopteri, Cichliformes, Cichlidae. Gene Ontology annotation, cellular component: plasma membrane. The record is from RefSeq and is a predicted model, not a curated record. The transcript has 6 exons. The coding region runs from base 247 to 1284 and encodes 345 amino acids.